Messenger RNA from Tribolium madens (black flour beetle), 1965 nucleotides. RefSeq lists its product as uncharacterized. Bases 506 to 1231 code for a protein of 241 amino acids. The transcript is spliced from 5 exons. Gene Ontology annotation, molecular function: growth factor activity. The record is from RefSeq and is a predicted model, not a curated record. Lineage: Eukaryota; Metazoa; Arthropoda; Insecta; Coleoptera; Tenebrionidae.
AGUAAACAAAAAUAUUUCUAUUGGGGAAUUUCUCCGGUGUGAAAGAUAAGGUUAUAGACCUCAUCCCAAUUGUUUUUUAAUCGUAAAUGCAGCUAUCUCAUCUUUGAAAUCAACUUAGAAAAGAUAAUUUGGAGACUUUUGCGCAACCGCUCUGAGAGAUGGGGUAGUAGAGUAGGACGGAUAGUGAGUGGGGAGGAAUGGUACUCGCGACCCAUUGUGUUAUCAGAGUCUAAGCGGUAAGCAGUGAUUGUUAAAGCCAAGCGAAUAGUCGCUUAUCCGUGGUCUCCAUGUGCGCCAAACUCAAAUCCGACGCCGCAGUGGCCUUUCGACGUCCCGACGCCCGUCUUGUGCUCUCUCAGUGACUUGUGCGCUCGAAGCUUUCGGUUGGUUAAUCCUGGACUAAGUGCAGUGCGGCGACUAAGUUGUCGAAGUUCAGGACUUAAAGUGAUUUUAGGAUGUGUUUGGGUGAUGCUCAACGCGGCACCACUCGCCUCUGACCUACUGGAUGCACCCUAAUGUGUAUAAGAAACAUCAUAAACCGCAAUAUUUGAUAUUGGUACUUCUUUGCGUUAUGAUUUUAUGUCAGCCAGUCUUCUCCGCACCAAACCUAUGUAAUGUUGGUGUGAGAAAAACUAAGAUUUUUUCACAAUUCACGAAAGGGUAUCUUCGAAUAGAGGCAAACAAAGUUGUGGCGAAGGAAACAGAGGAUUAUCCGAGUGAUCUUGAAUAUUUAUACAAGGUGACAGUAGAACAUUCCAUUUUGUUGUAUCAUAUAAAGAGCGGAAAAUUUAUUUGUUGGAACCGCAACUACAAGAACCUUAUUGCUAAGAGGAAUCCACCAUCAUUAGAUUCCUGCAAAUUUCAAGAGCAAGUUUCGCCUUUGCAUCCAAAAGCAAACGUAUACUAUUUGACAAUCCACAAAAAUAAGGAAAGAGUGAUACGAUUUAACAGAAAAGGUGGAUUUGCAAAGUGUCAUCGUUGUUGUGAUCAGAGGUCAAAAAAGGACCACCACAGGUCACAAAUAAAUGGGACAACUUCGAUUUCAGAUAAAUUAUCAUGCGAGAUGUGUUGUAAUAAACUUUCAAGUGCCGACUUUCUACCGAAGGAUGAGUGUGAUAGUUCUUUCUUGUCGGACUUUUGCAGGAAAAUGAAACGCGUGAAAAUCAGAGGCCAUAGUAUAACUCCUGAAAUAGUGGACGUGUGUAAAUAUGAAUGGAAUAAGAGCCAAUGACUGCGUCGAUAAUUCAGUACAGUGUGUCAGUAUUUUAUAGUAUCUAUGAAGUAUGUGAAAUUGUACAAAGCUUCCGUCUAAAUCGCCGAUUUUGCCGAUUUUGCCGAUUUUACUCUACUCUACUACCAACGGACGUUCGCUUUGUAUAAAUGUAUUGUAUGCGAUGUACAAACUUAUUGUACACCCAUAUUCAUAAAUACUAUAUGAAAAACCCGGUUUCACACAUAAGUUGUAUAGGUAUUGUAAUUUAUUUUUUAUUUUUGCUUCGUGUAUUAAUUUCAACGUGUCUUUGUAAAGUUUGUAUGUAAAUUAUUAAUCGAGUUUUUGACUAUGAAUGUGAGUGUACAGUCUUAUUUUAACCCCUAUGGGGUCUUAUUUAAUUCAUCUUAUAUAACUUUUGUACAUUAUUAUUUAUUUUUUUGAAUAAGUGUCGAGGCACCCAUAUUUUACUAAACGUUUUUAUCUCAUUUAAUCGGUGCCUGAAUUGCGCUAUCCCAUGUUUUAAUGGUCCGUUGGGCAAUCUAUCGCAAAAUACCAAAUAAUGAAUGAGGCUUUGAUAAAAUGAUAUAUAAUAUAGAAAUUUUUAUAUAUUAUGUGUUAUUCGUUGUUAUUUGCUAUUAUGUCAGCCUCAUAUUGUUAUAAGAUCUGUGCCAUGUAGAGGCAGUGUCCUUAAUAUUACAUUCCAAAUCAUACAUAAUUAUUACGCAUUUACAACAAAUACAUAAUUUAAAAUA